Hippopotamus amphibius kiboko is the source of this 1009-nucleotide messenger RNA. It is a transcript of the gene CD38, whose product is annotated as CD38 molecule. Bases 1 to 975 code for a protein of 324 amino acids. The record is from RefSeq and is a predicted model, not a curated record. The transcript has 8 exons. Gene Ontology annotation, biological process: positive regulation of B cell proliferation. NCBI's taxonomy places the organism in Eukaryota, Metazoa, Chordata, Mammalia, Artiodactyla, Hippopotamidae. Gene Ontology annotation, molecular function: phosphorus-oxygen lyase activity; NAD+ nucleosidase activity. Gene Ontology annotation, cellular component: plasma membrane.
AUGGUGGGGGAGGAGGAAGCGGAGAAAAGACAAAUGAGAGAUAAAGAGGAAGUGCAGUUUCAGAACCCGGCCAGCUCUCUCCUCCCUGCUGCUCAGCCUCCAGCAGCCUCUUCUCCAACUUCGCCCGGGCGACCCGCCUCGGACCCCACGGCCGACCAGAUGUCCGGGAAAACGAAGAUCUGUCUCUGCGUGUGUCUGUGUCUUCUGGUGGGAGGGAUCGCCGCGGUGGUGGUCGCAAUCCGAUUGUGGCCCCACAAGAAGUGGAGCGGGUCGGGCAGCACUGCCCAUUUUCGGGAAAUCGUCCUGGAGCGAUGCGACACCUACCCUCGCUCGGUGCCGCCGGGGCUCAGAAACAGAAACUGUCAACAGAUCACAGAUGCAUUCUGGAAUGCAUUUAUCUCUAAGGACCCCUGCAGCGCGAGAGAGGAAGACUACUACCCACUGAUGAAGCUGGUGAAUCAAACUGUGCCCUGUGACAAGAUAAUCUUUUGGAGCAAAACAAAGGAAUUUGCUCAUGAGUACACAAAAGGCCAUCAGGGGUUGUUCACCCUGGAGGACACGCUGCUGGGUUACAUCGCAGACAACCUCACCUGGUGCGGAGACGCAGGCUCCCCUGAAAUGAACUAUCAAUCUUGUCCACACUGGAAGAAAGACUGCAGCACCAACUUUAUUUCUGUAUUCUGGGACUUGCUGUCCAAAAGGUUUGCAGAAAACGCCUGUGGUGUGGUCCAGGUGCUGCUCAAUGGAUCUAUCAGUAACACCUUUGAUGAAAGGAGCACGUUUGGACGUGUGGAAGUCCCUAACUUGAAUCCAGUGAAUGUUCGUAAGCUACAGGCUUGGGUGAUACAUGACCCUGGGAAACUUCCCAGUGAAAAAAAAUGCUCGAGUUCCUCCAUAAAUGAUCUGAAACACCUUGUUAUGCAAAAGAAGAUCGACUUUGACUGCCAGGAUAAGGACAGGUCUAACUUCCCUUAGUGUGUGAAAAAGCCUGAGGAUUCAUCUUGCAGAA